AACAAAUAAAAUACUUAUCAUAUUUUAUAUUUUUCAUAUAUGUAUGUAUAGUUAAUUUUUUAGAAGUACAAAAUAUAACAAUAAAACUAAAUUUGUAUAUUAUUAAAUAGAAAAUUAAUUAGUUUUUUUCAUUUGAUAUACAUACUUUGAAUUGCAGAAAUGGUUAACAAGGAAGAAACGGAUUUGCUCGCAAAAAAUCAGUUUCAAAAUGGAUCAAGCGAGAGAUCUCCAUUUUUAGCAGAACCUGUUCGGUUGACACCAGCUUGGGAAGCAAAUAAUUUGCCAAAUGACGAAUUAAAUUUUAAAAGUAUGACAAUGGAGCGAGUGAGAAUGGAAAUGAGCCCGCCAGUUGAUAGAUGGAAAUUAGUAUUUUUAACGUUUGUUUUACAUGGUCUUGGAACUCUUAUGCCUUGGAAUAUGUUUAUAACAGCAAAAAGUUAUUUUGUGGAUUUUAAAUUGGGACCAGAAUAUACUGGGAUGUCCGGAGAUAACUUAGAAUAUGCAAAAUAUUUUAUGAAUUACGUUGGGUUUGCUGCGCAAAUUCCAAAUUUAUUAUUUAAUUGGUUAAAUAUUUUUGUAAAAAUCGGUGGAAAUUUGACGACAAGAAUUGUUUGGAGUAUUUUUAUCGAAAUUGUUAUAUUUAUUAUAACUGUUGUUUUAGCAAUGUCAGAUUCGUCUAAUUGGCCAGCUCAAUUUUUCUGGGUUACUAUGAUAAGUGUUGUUAUUUUAAAUAUGGCUAAUGGUAUUUAUCAAAAUACUGUGUAUGGGAUGGCUGCAACUUUACCUUUUAAAUAUACGGGAGCUGUUGUAUUGGGAUCAAAUGUUAGUGGUUUAUUUACUACAAUCAUAAGCAUAAUUAGUACUGAAUUCGCUUCAUCAGAUCGAACUGCUGCUAUUUACUACUUCAUUACGGCAAUGUUUGUACUUUUAGUCUGUUUUGAUACUUAUUUUGCCUUACCAUUAAAUAGGUUCUUUAAAUAUCAUGAAAUGUUAAAUGAAAAAGAGGCUGAAAAAGAAACCAAAUCUGCUAGCAAUGAUGUACCAUAUGGGCAAGUUUUCAGAAAAAGUUUUCCUCAACUUUUUAAUGUGUUCUUCGUAUUUUUUGUGACUUUAUCAGUGUUUCCGGCUGUUCAUUCUGACAUUAAACUCAAUCUCGAUGAUUCUACAUGGUUUCCAGUUCCUGAAAAAUAUUUUGUAUCUAUAACUUGCUUUUUAACUUUUAAUCUCUUUGCUAUGCUUGGAAGUUUGGCAACAUCUUGGGUUAAUUGGCCAAAACCGAAAUAUUUGGUAUGGCCCGUCGUUUUGAGAGUGGUUUUUAUGCCACUAUUUUUAUUAUGCAACUAUCAUCCUCUUAAUACAGAACGUGCUUUACCAGUUCUUAUUACGAGUAAUUGGGCAUAUUGGGUUAUUGCUAUAAUUAUGUCAUUUUCAUCUGGUUAUUUAAGCUCAUUGGGUAUGAUGUAUGCCCCUCAAACAGUUACACCAAAAUAUGCUUCUACUGCCGGAAUGUUUGCUGCCGCAAUGCUCAUAACGGGAAUAUUUAGUGGAAUCGCGUUUUCUACAUUGUUUCCACUAUUAGUAAACGUAAUUGGUUGGUAGAUAAUAAGACUUAGCAUUUAGUAUUUAAGAUUGUUUUUUUUAUACAUAAAUAGUUUUUUCAUUUUUACGAAAGACUAAAAUUAAAUAUAAUAAAGUGUUUGCGCUUCAAUAAUAAUAAAACAAUAAUGAUAUUUACAAUAAAUUUAAAUAUUAUAUUAAAAUCAAUAAUUGAUUUAUUAUAUAAAUUAAAAAAUUAAAAAUAUUAUAGAAAUUUUUAUAGAACAAAAACUUUUUUACAUAAAAUAGCAAUGUUAUGUCAGAAGUACAAUCAUAAUAAUAAUAA
Molecule: messenger RNA, 1882 nt
Organism: Condylostylus longicornis
Lineage: Eukaryota; Metazoa; Arthropoda; Insecta; Diptera; Dolichopodidae
Gene: Ent2
Product: equilibrative nucleoside transporter 1
Exons: 11
Coding region: 160-1599 (479 amino acids)
Biological process (GO): nucleoside transmembrane transport
Cellular component (GO): plasma membrane
Molecular function (GO): nucleoside transmembrane transporter activity
Source: RefSeq, a predicted model, not a curated record